CGCUCACUCGCUGCCCGGGGGCAUGCUGGGGACUGUAGUCCUGCCUGGCCACCGUGUACCGAGCCUGGGAGUACUUUGAUCCCUCUGUGGCCCCGGUUAGGACAGUUCCCUCUACCGGCAGGAUAUUUCGCCCUAGUCCCCCGGGGUAGGGCGCUGUGAGACCGGCCGGGGGGUACGGCAAACGCCAGGAAGCGGAGCGGCUCCGGACUACAUGUCCCAUGAGCCUGCGCGGCAGUGACCGGGUGGACGUGUGACUGCUAUUUGCAUGAAUGGGUGGCGGAUGCCGUGCGAACCGCUGUCACCGCCGGUGAGAGGAGAGAGAGGUUGAGGCGCCGCAGCCGGGUGUGACCCCUUGCAGCCCCGAUCACCCGCCGCUGCCCUGCCGGGGGAUGUCCUUGCCCCGGGCACCGUGUACGCCGCACCCCGGGAGCCACUAGAGAGACCGACGCCGCGGACACAGGAGAGGAGGGAGGUGGUGGAGGAGAUGCCCCGGGACGAGAUGAACUCCCUGAUCCAGAGAAUCGCCCGCCAGGCCCGAAAGACCUUCCGCAGCGGCGACGGGGACAGGCCGGACUUCGCGGAGAACGUAGCGCAGCUGAAGAAGUUGGUGGGCGAGAUCCGAGCCUCGGACCUGAAGAUCCGGCCGCGCAAGCAGAGUGCCCCGGGCCCGGCCUCCGCGCCGCACGGCCCGCCCGUCACCUACAUGCACAUCUGCGAGCAGACGGGCGGCUUCAGCAUGGGGGUGUUCCUGCUGCGCGGCGGCGCCGGUAUCCCGCUGCACGACCACCCGGGGAUGCACGGCAUGAUCAAGGUGCUGUACGGCACGGUGCGCAUCAGCGGCUUCGACCGGGCCGAGGAAGUCGGAGCUGGCGGCGACCUGCCCCCCUUACUGCAGCCCUACCAGCGGGGCUCCCUGCUCCGGGCUAUCCUGCGCUCCACCGAGGAGUACGGCGAGGCCAGCCCGCCCUGCCUGCUCAGCCCGCUCCGGGACAACCUGCACCAGAUCUCCGCCGUGGACGGGCCCGCCGCCUUCCUGGACAUCCUGGCUCCCCCCUACGACCCGGACGAUGGCCGGGACUGCCACUACUACCGGCUGCUGCCGCCGUCCCAGGGCCCCGAGCAGAGCGACGGAGACGGCUCCAACCAGGCUGCUGCCUCCGGAGUGAUCCCCCGGGAGGUGUGGCUGCUGGAGAUCCCGCAGCCGGAUGACUUCUGGUGCGGGGGCGAGCCCUACCCCGGGCCCAAGGUGUCUGUGUAACCCUACUACCUCCAUAGGGCCCCCCACCCCUCUCUGCCAGUAACCCAGCUGUGACUGUGGGGGCCUUCACCAACACACAUGCCCCCAAGGGAGAUGCCCUGGCCCCUGUAUUCAUGGGGCGCCUCCUUCACUGGCACCAGUGGCAGGGUGGUCAUUGCCCCCUCAUAGGCUGGAUCACUACUGGAAGUCAUUGCGAAGCUGCUGCAGAACCUCUUUGGCAAUCCAGCUGUCAGUCACCCUCCUAUAGGAAAGCUUAGCGUGACUGUGACCCCAGAGGUUACACUUUUUUUUUUUUUUUGUAUGCACAAACUGCCUUGCCCAGUGGUCUUUAAAGUCUGCUUUUAUUAUUAUGUUAUAUUUAAUUUUUUGUUGGUGCUGCCAAAGAAUGGAAGGUAUGAGUGGCACCACUGACUUCAGCAACCAGUGUAGUUUGCAGAGCCCUCUAUUAGGAAAGCUACCAGCCUGCCCCUGUGAUGCGCACCCCCCUCCCUUACCAUGAAUGUGCCAGAGUGCAGCCAUAUGCAUUUAAAAGCCAUACCUAUGCUUUCUGCCACGUAUUGUAACUUGGUUUGCGCCUGAUGAUGUGAGCAGAUUUGUGUUAAGUACAGCGCCAUGAAGCAGUUCAUUUAUUGGAAACUUAAUUGAAUAUAGUUAAUAUCUGUUGUAGGCGCAAAAGAUUACCACAAAUGUGUCUAAUACUUUAAUGUCCUACAACAUGCAUUGUGCUUGCUAAAAGAAGUGUGAGGGGAGGGGCUGGACGCUCAUAGAUAAUGCCUUGCAUCAAACAGUGUAUAAAAAAAAAAAAAAGUUUUUUAAAGCAUGUUUGCUUACUAGGUAUGUGCCCAUGCAAUUGUUACUGACUGAUUCCAGGCCGUUAUUGUUUAACUGUAGGACUGAUGUGAAGACCACUAUAUAUAGUAUCACUGCCAUGCCUUUUGCCAGUCCCUCUGUUUGCCUAGGACAUUCAGGAGCUUGCUUCCUGGACUCUUCCUGUAGCGUAUGUUUGCUUUCAAGGAAUGUCUCUGCUUUACAAAGAAAAGCAAAAUUAGUCAUUUUUUGAUAUAUAGUGUCUCAGGAUGAAAGCUCUCUUGGGGGGGAUUUUAUUUUUCUUUUCAAUAUGUAAAGAUCCAUUGACUGACAAUAUCCUUUUUUUUUUGUCCCUAAAGAAGUAACAUUCCAUCUAAAUUUUCCUUUGUGUUGUCAUUCAUUAAGUCCACUGUUUAUUAUCUGGAAGUUGUAUAAUGGAUGGUGUACGUGUGACACGCAACGUGCUCACUGCGUACAACCAAACCAUCAUGUUUAAAAAUAGUUCAUGCACAUUGUGAAAUGUAUAUUAAUCACCAGUUGUUUACCACUAAUGCACCUAUUUUAAUUUAAAUUAGUUUUAGACUCCUGUAAUGAAGUUCUUUGCUGGAAGUGAUGUCCUGCAUCUGUAUUUUCCUGUUGUAUGGUAUUUUAUACAUCUAGGGUAGCAAAACUAUUUUAUUUUUUUUAUGUACUGCCAGCUUUGCUAAUGGGCUUCAUUGCAGCAUAUUUAAUACAUUUGCUUAUUUACAUCUUUCAGUAGUGAUAUUGUGUUCUAUGAUUUUAUAAGUGCCCAUCUUUUUAUGAAUACCACUUGUAUUUUGUCAUGCUUGAAUGUAAUGGAAACACCUGUUGGAUUCUAAUAUGUUAUUACAUUUCACAAAUUAUAUAUAAAUGUAUUUUCUGAAGAAAAAAAAAUUAA
Molecule: messenger RNA, 2984 nt
Organism: Pseudophryne corroboree (corroboree frog)
Lineage: Eukaryota; Metazoa; Chordata; Amphibia; Anura; Myobatrachidae
Gene: ADO
Product: 2-aminoethanethiol dioxygenase
Exons: 1
Coding region: 485-1258 (257 amino acids)
Cellular component (GO): mitochondrion
Molecular function (GO): oxidoreductase activity, acting on single donors with incorporation of molecular oxygen, incorporation of two atoms of oxygen
Source: RefSeq, a predicted model, not a curated record